Microtus ochrogaster (prairie vole) is the source of this 2602-nucleotide messenger RNA. RefSeq names its product pyrimidinergic receptor P2Y6 (gene P2ry6). Gene Ontology annotation, molecular function: G protein-coupled ADP receptor activity; G protein-coupled UDP receptor activity; G protein-coupled UTP receptor activity. The transcript is spliced from 4 exons. Gene Ontology annotation, biological process: G protein-coupled receptor signaling pathway; cellular response to pyrimidine ribonucleotide. NCBI's taxonomy places the organism in Eukaryota, Metazoa, Chordata, Mammalia, Rodentia, Cricetidae. The record is from RefSeq and is a predicted model, not a curated record. Bases 1055 to 2059 code for a protein of 334 amino acids. Gene Ontology annotation, cellular component: plasma membrane.
ACACCAGUUCCCUCAUCAGCCACCUCGCAGACUCCUGCCCUCUGUGGCCCAGGAACUCGGUGGCAGGGUCUGCUCCAGGAGUCCGGCUUACUCCAACUCUCAUGAAUAGCAGGAGGUGCCGAAGCAGGGUGAAUUUUCCAGGCUUCCUCGCCCCUCCAGACACGGAGGAUCAGUCAAAGGGCGUCCUGCGACUCCGGGAUCUAAGGGUACCAAGAGCGCUGAGUCAGUUCUUCCGGGCGUCUGCACUCCGUUGACGGUGCUGCAGAACCGACCUCAUAGUUGUGACCUGGACUAAGAAAAGGAAGCAAGAAGAGGUUGUCCCUCGGUGGGGUGAGGGCUGCAGUGUUUUUGCUGGUGGUUUACCCAGGAACCUGGAGUAGAGAUGGGCAGAAGAUGCGGCAUCAUAGCGAUACUCCGGGCUGGGCACGCAAGUGGCUGCUGUGAGCUGCAUUGAAAGGGUGAGGUUCAGACAGAGGCCUGAGCUUGUUGAGGUGGGUAAAUAAGAGGAAAUCUGAGGAGGGCCAGAGGAAUGGGGUUUGCUCAGCGCCGGCCUGACAGAAGGCCCCUGUAGCACGGGCACUAGUCUUGUCCUCGUCAGCUGUCCACUAGCGCCAUCUCAUGGCUUCAGGCUCUCAUUGCAGGAACCACCUCAGUCCCGGCAGAAGCCACAGCUAUUUAGAAGUGUUAACCCAUGCUUUGCUCCAGGGCCAGCACCCCAUCUUCCCUUAGGUCUUUAAAGUUGCCUCAACCCUGACCUACGCUGGGCCACAGGAGACUGUUCUGGGAACACCACAAGGAGCUAAAUACUGGGAAGAAGAUGAGCUGUGACUGAAAGAACAUGGGGUUUGAAGGUGGCAUUCAGGCUGGCAUCAUUGGCGUUUUCCUUGGUGAGCUCUCGGUGUGUGCACUGUCCACAGGGGUAAACUAAGAGCCACCAGAGAAACGUGGAGGAACAGAGGACGUGGAGAAACACCAAACCUGGUACUUCCUCAUAAAAGGUCUUCCAUCUGCAUGAGACAGAUUCUCCAAGCAUAGGAAAAGCAGUUGGGCAGUAAUGGAGAGGGACAAUGGCACCAUCCAGACACCAGGCUUGCCGCCCACUACAUGUGUCUACCGUGAGGAUUUCAAGCAACUGCUGCUACCCCCGGUGUACUCAGUGGUGUUGGUGGUGGGCCUGCCGCUGAACAUCUGCGUCAUCGCUCAGAUCUGCGCAUCCCGUCAGACCCUGACGCGCUCGGCUGUGUACACCCUGAACCUGGCACUGGCAGACCUGCUGUACGCCUGCUCACUGCCCCUACUCAUCUAUAACUACGCCAGAGGGGACCACUGGCCCUUCGGAGACCUGGCCUGCCGCCUCGUGCGCUUUCUCUUCUAUGCCAACCUACAUGGCAGCAUCCUGUUCCUCACCUGCAUCAGCUUCCAGCGCUACCUGGGUAUCUGCCACCCGCUGGCCCCCUGGCACAAGCGUGGCGGUCGCCGUGCUGCCUGGGUGGUAUGUGGAGCAGUGUGGCUGGCCGUGACAGCUCAGUGCCUGCCCACAGCAGUCUUUGCUGCCACGGGCAUCCAACGCAACCGCACUGUCUGCUAUGACCUGAGCCCACCCAUCCUGUCCACCCGCUACUUGCCCUAUGGCAUGGCUCUCACGGUCAUCGGCUUCUUGCUGCCCUUCACAGCCUUACUGGCCUGCUACUGUUGCAUGGCCCGCCGCCUGUGCCGCCAGGAUGGCCCAGUAGGACUUGUGGCCCAAGAGCGGCGCAGCAAGGCAGCCCGUAUGGCUGUGGUGGUGGCGGCUGUCUUCGCCAUCAGUUUCCUUCCUUUCCACAUCACCAAGACAGCUUACUUGGCGGUGCGGUCGACACCCGGUGUCUCUUGCCCUGUACUGGAGACAUUUGCAGCUGCCUACAAAGGCACCCGGCCCUUUGCCAGUGCCAAUAGUGUACUGGACCCUGUUCUCUUCUACUUCACACAGCAGAAGUUCCGGCGGCAUCCACAUGAGCUCCUACAGAAGCUCACAGUUAAGUGGCAGAAGCGGAGUCUGAGGCCUCAGGGCAAACCCUGAGGCACUGGCAGCUGCGUAUUUGCCAUGGGGGGCCAUGGUGCCAGAAGCUUCCCCCACAAGCCCAAAUUUUACAGAGAAGUAAAACUUGGUUCAACAGGCCUGGGCCCGGCCCUAAAGAAGUUCUACGUCAACCACAAAGCUAAAACACCUGUAUUUCAGGGGCUGGUCAGUUCAUGCUUGUUAUCCCAGAACUCAGGAUCUUAUGACUGGAAGAUAGCAAGCUCCAGGCUAGUCUGAUCCAUGGGGAAACCCUGCCUCAGACAAUCCAGAGUUGGGGCUAUAGUUCAGCAGCACAUGCCUAGAGUGUGCUAUCCCCUGGGCUCAAUCCCUAACACUGCAAAAUUCAAUAAAGGUCUUUUCCCCCAACUCUGCUUGUUUACAAGGUGAAGGGGAAGGCUGGGGCAUGAUCUUGUAUAUGAAGGCAAGGUCUUGAUCCCUGGGACCCACUUCUUACAAGGAGCGAGAAGCUGGGGGAGGCUCGUGUUCCCAUUCAUUUUCCAAAACUUUUGCAUAAGAGAGAUAAAUAAAUGUAAUUUUGUGGGU